Molecule: messenger RNA, 2270 nt
Organism: Morone saxatilis (striped sea-bass)
Lineage: Eukaryota; Metazoa; Chordata; Actinopteri; Moronidae
Gene: rac1a
Product: Rac family small GTPase 1a
Exons: 6
Coding region: 289-867 (192 amino acids)
Biological process (GO): motor neuron axon guidance; small GTPase-mediated signal transduction; establishment or maintenance of cell polarity
Cellular component (GO): cell cortex; dendritic spine; plasma membrane
Molecular function (GO): GTP binding; GTPase activity; protein kinase binding
Source: RefSeq, a predicted model, not a curated record
UUUUUUUUUUUUCCUGGGUGUUGCCUGCCUGGAUUACAACUUUGGAGUUUCACCGGGUGUUGCUGAGCAAGAGUGAGGGCAAGCCGGAUAUUUCGCCUAACGAAACACCAAAUUUAACUUUUUUUUUUGUUGUUGUUUUGUUUCGGAAGCCGCUCUCGAGGACCGUCUCACGUUGUUUACGUUGUACUUUAAACGCGGACUCGGUUUAUUUCAGCCGCCGUUAGCCAGCUAAAAGCUAACCGAGCUAGAGCUGCCGUGACGCCGACUGCUUAGCGAGAGAGCCGUCCGAUGCAGGCCAUAAAGUGUGUGGUAGUGGGGGACGGUGCGGUGGGUAAAACAUGCCUGCUCAUCAGCUACACUACCAAUGCCUUCCCUGGGGAGUACAUCCCCACAGUCUUUGACAACUACUCUGCCAAUGUGAUGGUUGAUGGGAAACCAGUGAACCUGGGCCUGUGGGAUACAGCGGGACAGGAGGACUACGACAGGCUCAGGCCUCUGUCCUACCCACAGACAGAUGUGUUCCUGAUUUGCUUUUCACUAGUCAGUCCAGCCUCCUUUGAAAACGUCCGUGCCAAGUGGUACCCUGAGGUGAGACACCACUGCCCCAACACGCCCAUCAUCCUGGUGGGAACCAAGCUGGACCUGAGAGACGACAAGGACACUAUCGAGAAACUGAAGGAGAAGAAACUCUCCCCCAUUAUCUACCCUCAGGGCUUGGCUAUGGCUAAAGAAAUAAGUUCAGUGAAGUAUCUGGAGUGCUCAGCUUUGACGCAGCGCGGCCUUAAGACGGUGUUUGACGAAGCCAUCAGGGCGGUCCUGUGCCCCCCGCCGGUCAAGAAGAGGAAGAGGAAGUGCAGAAUAUUGUAAUGGAGAACCACAGGGAGUAGAAAAUACGGUUGCAGUCAGAACUCGCCUACUCAGAGGGAAGAGGAUGAUGGCUGGGUUCCCAAAUAUCUAAUCACCCCCUGUGUCCUUGCUUACAUAGAAGCUCUGGUAGAUCAGACUUCCAUCUGAAAGAACUUCACAGAGUUAAGCAGCGCAGGUUUUCUGUCUGAUCUCGUGUCUGGUUGCUUACAUCUGUGUAGUCCUUUCAGAUCGACAGGAAUGAAGUGACUUUGCGAAGGCCUUGGGGAAUGUGAGGGUUUGGGGUGGGGUGGUUGAUUUGUGAUCUCGGGUGAUGAGGGAGGAUUUUACAAAAACAAACAUUCGUGUUAUUUUUCUCAGACAUUGUGAAGAAACACUACUUGAACGCGAUUUUAUCACAAAAUUACCUUAGAUCUAACUCCAUAAGAGAAGGAGGUCCUGCACUGCACUCUUUCCCCUACACACUAAGAGAUUCCUGCUGCCUUGAUGAAAUUUUACUUUACGAAAAAAAUUUUUUUAGAAGCUCUAAUUUCUCCUUUUUUCAUUGUCAGUCUCUUGUCAGCUGUUGUUGACGGACCGUUUUGUUUACAUGUGUCAUCUGACUAGACUGAGGUGUUGCCAAAACUCAGUCCGCGGUCAUCGCUUUGUAGUACAUCCAUGAACACUAAAAUGUUUAAUUUUGUUUUAAUGUGUACAGGAUACCAUCAUGCAGUCAUGUUGAAACGGUUUAACUCUUAAAUGACGUAACAAUUGUCGUAGCAGCUGCUAAGAGAAGUAAUAAUUACUUUAAAACAGUCUCUGCUAGAUAUUUAACAGGUAAUUAUCUCGUUUUGUUCCUAAACCCUUUCUAGUUGAAUCCAUGUAUGUGUUAAGUGAACACACAGUAUUUUAUGACUGACAGUCGGGCAUGUGAAGGUGCGGUGCAGCCAAUGCUGUGCUGGUUCAUUCUCAGUGUAUCUGUAAAAGUUAUAUCAUUUCAUUCUCACUCAAUGUAUGCUCAGUAAGUGCUUUGGAUAGUCAGGCUUUUAUUCUCAGUAUAUGAUGUUCAUAUUGCUAUCAUGAUGGUGCGUAACCAUAUCCUUUUGACCCCAUCUAUUACUGUGUUUUAUGAAGUCUGUGAGCCAGUGUGUUAGCACUCGAAGGUUGCAACAACUGAUUUUAACGUCUCUGUUGUAUAAUAUGACCAUAAGAAGUAACAUUUCAGCAAAUGCAUUUUAUUUUGAAAUGAGCAAUGAUCAAAUUGCAUGGUUGCCAGGGGAACCGCUGUAAAUCUGGACUCAUUUGAUCAGUGUUUCAAUAGCGCAGUGGAAGUGGACACUUAGAUUAAUUUCUUGCUAAAUGGUUUCAUUUCCACAUAGUAAUAUGCUGAUUUCUUUUUUUUUAAGCAAAUAAACUCAUUAAAAAAG